UCCAUUUUUCUUUGCAUAUCAAGGCCCUAAAAUUUCUACAUGACAGACACCGCCUUCGUUGCCAUAGGGCAAUCGAAGCACAACAAAGCUGAAAAAAAUAAAAUCUUUACACUCAGACAAGGUUUAAGGAGGGUUUAAGGCGGCUACUGCUUCCCUUUCUCUACCAUUUUUUUUUCUUCGAACAUUGCUUUUCUCAAACCCAUUUUCUCUUGUCUUGAAAUUUGACCAAUCUAAAAUUUCGCGCUUCAUUUUCAAUUUCACCUUUUAUUUGUUUGUACUUUUGAUGUCCAUCAUCAAAACACCAUUAAUUUCUUCUAAUCUUUUAGACAGAUUCGAUCACUUUAUUCCCUUUGAUAAUAAUAAACCCACAACUCUUUACCAAAACCCUCUAAAGAUUUCCAAAGUUAUGUGGAGAAACAUAGCUAAACAUGCCAUUUCAAGAAGAACCCAUAGUUUUCAAUGGUUUCCCAGAACUUAUAUCUUUCUGGCUGUUUCUCAUGAUUCAAUUUUUCAUGAGAAAUCAGCGUUUUGGGGUUUAAAGUUUGGAUCUUUUUGCUCAAACUCAAGGUCUUUUGAUAUGGGAGGUAGAAGAAUUGGUGAGGUUUUAGCUAAUGAGAAGUAUAUAGGGAAGCCAAGUUUUGGGCUUUGGAGGAAUGAGAUUGGGUGCAGUGGGUUGAGCCCAAGAGGGUAUGCGAGUGUGGCAGAGGCAAUUUCAUCGACUGAUGUUGAAGAGGAUGUGUCUGUUGCUGAAGAAAUUAAAGAAUUGUUGGAUGAAAUAAAGAAAGAAGGUAGGAGAGAGAAUGGAAAUAGGCGUAGAAUUCGCCAAAUAAUAGAGAGAGGAAUGGGGGAAAGCAAAUAUCGGUUAUUGAGAAGCAGGCAAGUGAAGAUUGAGACUGAGGCAUGGGAACAAGCUGCUAAUGAGUAUAGGGAACUUUUGAUGGAUAUGUGUGAGCAUAAAUUGGCACCCAAUUUGCCUUACAUGAAGUCUUUGUUUCUUGGCUGGUUUGAGCCUUUUCGUGAUGCUAUUAUUAAGGAGCAAGAGUUGUAUAGGUCAGGGAAACUUAGGGCGGGUUAUGCCGCUUACUUGGAUCAGUUGCCUGCUGAUAUGACGGCGGUUAUCACAAUGCAUAAGUUGGUGGGGCUGCUGAUGACUGGAGGGGAACAUGGCUGCGCUCGGGUUGUGCAGGCUGCUUGCCUGAUAGGUGAUGCCAUUGAGCAGGAGGUUAGAAUACACAAGUUCUUGGAGAAAACAAAGAAAAAAAAGGUUGACAAAAAGAAUGAAGAUGAAGACGAUGAAUCUGAUGCUGCAAUUAAGGUACAAGAGCGGUUGAGGAAAAAGGUAACCAAUUUAAUAAAGAAACAAAAGCUACCAGCUGUGAGGCAGAUAGUGGAGGGGCAGGACGACACAAAACCCUGGAACCAGGAUGCUAAGGCUAAGGUUGGAAGCCAUCUUAUUGAGUUAUUGACGCAAAGUGCUUAUAUACAGCCUCCAGCUGAUCAGUUAGCUGAUUGUCCACCAGAUAUUCGUCCUGCAUUUCGGCAUUCUUUCAAAACUGUAGUAAAAGAAAACAAGAAAACUGGCAGAAGAUAUGGUGUUAUUGAAUGUGACCCACUAGUUCGCAAAGGGCUGGAGAGAACUGCAAAGCACAUGGUAAUGCCUUAUAUGCCAAUGUUGGUGCCCCCAGUCAAGUGGACAGGUUAUGACAGGGGAGCAUACUUAUUCUUACCUUCCUACAUUAUGCGCACACAUGGAGCUAAACAGCAACGCGAAGCUGUCAGGAGAACUCCUGGGAAGCAGCUAGAAAAAGUCUUUGAGGCUCUGGAUACACUUGGAUAUACCAAAUGGAGGGUAAAUAAGCGGAUUCUUAGUGUUGUAGAUAGAAUAUGGACUAGUGGAGGCCGUCUUGCAGAUUUGGUGGACCGCAAUGAUGUUCCCUUACCAGAGAAGCCAGAUAGUGAGGAUGAAGCAUUGCUGAGGAAGUGGAAGUGGAAAGUCAAAUCUGUGAAAAAGGAAAACAGAGAGAGGCAUUCACAGCGUUGUGACGUAGAGCUUAAACUUGCUGUAGCUCGGAAAAUGAAAGAUGAAGAAGGUUUUUAUUACCCUCACAAUGUAGACUUUCGAGGGCGUGCGUAUCCCAUGCACCCGUAUUUGAAUCAUCUUGGUUCAGAUCUUUGUCGGGGUAUUUUGGAGUUUGCAGAGGGUCACCCUCUUGGAAGAUCAGGCUUACACUGGCUGAAAAUACAUCUUGCAAAUCUGUACGCUGGCGGGGUGGACAAAUUGUCUCAUGAGGGUCGAUUGGCUUUCACUGAGAAUCAUCUGGAUGACAUAUUUGACUCUGCAGACAAACCACUUGAAGGAAGGCGAUGGUGGUUAAAAGCAGAAGAUCCAUUUCAGUGCUUAGCUGUGUGCAUUAAUCUCACUGAAGCUUUGAGAAGCUCCUCUCCUGAGACAUUUCUUUCACAUAUACCUGUGCAUCAGGAUGGUUCUUGCAAUGGUUUACAACACUAUGCUGCACUUGGAAGAGACAAGUUGGGGGCAGCUGCGGUCAAUCUGGUUGCAGGUGAGAAACCAGCAGACGUGUACUCAGGAAUAGCUGCUAGAGUACUUGAUAUCAUGCGGAGGGAUGCACAGAAGGAUCCUGCAGUUUUUCGAGAUGCAUUGCAUGCAAAAGCAUUGGUUAACCAGGUGGAUAGGAAACUGGUGAAGCAGACAGUGAUGACCUCAGUCUAUGGUGUAACUUACAUUGGUGCACGAGAUCAAAUCAAGAGGAGGUUGAAGGAACGUGAUGUAAUCACUGAUGACAAAGAGCUCUUUGGUGCUUCUUGUUAUGCUGCUAAGACAACCUUAAUUGCCUUAGGAGAGAUGUUUCAAGCUGCACGUGCUAUCAUGAACUGGCUUGGUGAAUGUGCAAAGAUAAUUGCAUCUGAAAAUCAGCCAGUCAGCUGGACAACUCCACUUGGACUUCCUGUUGUACAACCAUACCGAGUAUUUGGAAGGCAUCUUGUAAAAACUUCUCUUCAGGUUUUAACACUGCAACGUGAAACUGAAAAGCAUGUCAAACCAGAUUCUAAGACAAGCUGCUCUUAUGACUGAAAGGGCUAGUCCCAGAAUCACACGAUUUUAGUGUAAAAGUGCCAAGAGAGGAAAAGGAAAAAUGCAAGAGAGAAUGGGAUGUUACGCUAUGCUUGAGGAGUUUGAUGGGAAGCAGAUUUUACAAGAUGCAAAAAUCAUUUUUCUUAAUUUAUGUUUAAUAGCUUAAUUGUUAUGAUACUGAUUAUUAAAAAAGGUACAGGCACAAUGAGCUUACUGCUUGCUUAUCCCACUAUUUCUUGUGGAAAUUGGAUGUUUAUAUAUUAUAUUGUUAUGGACAUUAUCUUAUAACUCUAUAUUUUUUGCAUAAAGUAGGACUGAGAGUUUAACUUGCACACUAAUAAAUUUAAGACUUUUGAAAUUGCACUAUAUGAAUUCUUCUUAUCAAGUUUUUCUAUACACACACUCUUCCGCGCGUGCACACACACAUUUAGGUGGCCAACCAUGGGACUGAUUGGCCAUGACAAUCACUAUGCCAAUCUUCAGCUAUUUUGGAACUCCAUACGAUGUUUUCACUGUCAACUUUCUAGCUUCACUCUUAACUCUUUUAAUGCACAUGUACAUUCAUUUCAUCUUAUUGAGGACGCUAAGCUAUAAUAGACUUUGUGGUGAAGUUUGCCUGGUAGCUGGACCUUUUAUUGACAUGGUUAUACUUGCCUAUGCCCCAAAUGUUAAACCUGAUGAU
Durio zibethinus is the source of this 3776-nucleotide messenger RNA. Its product is annotated as DNA-directed RNA polymerase 2B, chloroplastic/mitochondrial-like. Lineage: Eukaryota; Viridiplantae; Streptophyta; Magnoliopsida; Malvales; Malvaceae. Gene Ontology annotation, cellular component: mitochondrial DNA-directed RNA polymerase complex. Gene Ontology annotation, biological process: mitochondrial transcription. The record is from RefSeq and is a predicted model, not a curated record. Gene Ontology annotation, molecular function: DNA binding; DNA-directed RNA polymerase activity.